AUGACUGGAGCCACCUUGUUAGAAAGCUUGCUGAAAACAGCCCCACAGGCCAGGCCAGGGCCGUCCAGCGGGUCUUCAGCACGCCGCUCUGACGGGACACCACCUUGCGACGCCCAGCCCGUGGCCCCAGCUCUUCGAGACAAUUCGGGGGGCUCCAACAGCACCGGAGAAGAGAUUGGGGCCUUCGAGGCCGCCGUCUUCUCCAAACGCUCGCCACCUCGACCGCGCGGCUGCGGGCACUCUGGAGGGCACCUUCCCCCUCAAGGCGGCGGCACGUCCCUCAAUGACAGCUGUUCCAGUACUGCAGGUGCUGGUCAACAAUUUCAGAACUGGAAGAUGAGAGCGGAACAAGCUAAGAAAGUUGAAUUUGUAAGGACUGCAGAAAAGCUCAAAACUCAGCUUGCAAAUAUAGAAAAAGAAAAAAUUGGACAUCUUUACAAUAGGAAGAGUGAUUUCAGGGUAGAAUACAGCACACUAGAGGAACUGGAACGUAGCAUGACUGUCAGCAGGAAAACUGAAAAAGCUAAAAUCCUGCAGCAGCUAUCAAAAAUACAAAAUAAUGUGAAGAGACUUCAGCAGCAAUUAAAAGAUGUGAAGCCUACACCAGAAUUUGUUGACAAGCUCAAGGAAAUGAUGGAAGAAGUUGAAAAUGCAAUCAAUGCUUUUAAAGAGGAACAGAGGCAAAUAUAUGAACAGCUUUUGAAGGAGGAAAAAACUGCCAUCAAUGAGCUCAGUGUCUUUGAGAGAAAAGUGGAACUGUGGGCAUUAGGCAGUUCAAUAACAGAAAAAGUUUCGAAAUUACCGUCAGCCAGGGUCUCAGUUGGUAAAACACUAGAAAAUCAUCUACCUGAAGAAGUAGUAGAGUUUGAAAGAUUUCUUCAGCGAACAGGAGGGCGGCAAGGAGGCUGGGAUGAUUAUGAUCAUCAAAAUUUUCUGAAAGUAUGGACAAAACACAAAGGAAGGCUACCUUAUGUGGAUGAAGCCCUUGAGUAUCUCUGUGGAAGAACAAAAGAAGAUAUUGAACAGCAUGACAAAUGGUAUCAAGAAUUUCUAAUUUUACAGAAAAGAAAGAAAGAGUCAAUUAAGAAGUGGAAAGAAAAGCAGCAGCAAGAAAAAGAAGGAAAUUUGAAGGAGAAAGAGAAAUCGGGAAAAAUGCUCAAGGAAGAAUGGCUACAGCAUGAAGAAGCUCAGAAGCAAAAAGCAGAGGAAAGAAAAAGACAACAAGCAGCAAUUGAAGCAUGGAAGAAACAGAAAGCAAUAGCAUUUGCAAUGGAAAAAGCAUCACAACUAAAACUAGAAAAAGAGAAGGUGAAAAGGCAAAAAGAACGCCAGCAUCAAUGCCACAUGAAGUUACUGUUGGAAAGGUAUACCUUGCAGAAGAAAGAAAAGGAGGAACUUGAAAAGCUUGAAAAGGAAAAGAGGGAGGAAGCUGAAAAGGAGGAAAGGAAGAGAAUUGCUGCAGAAGAAAUUACUAAGUUUCAAGAGGAUGAUCUACAUAAACUGAAGCUAAGGAGUCUACAAAAACAAGCUAAAGAAGUAGAGAAACGAGAAAAAGAAAAAAGGCUAGCAAAGUUAAGAGAGAAGGUCGAGACUCGGGUAACCAGAGAGCUGACCAGGCUGUGCAGACCUACCGAGGGCUGCUGGGAGGAACGUGCAAGAGAGGUCGCAGCGGCAGCCUCAGAACCGCUUUUACGUGUUCCUCGUCGGUAAGGAGGAGAACGACGGAGGCAGGGCAUGACAAAAAUACAGUUUAUGUGUGAGCUCUUUACGCUUUUUUUUUUUUUGGCCUUGUUUUUAGAGCUCCCCCGGUCUGGAGACAAGGGCUGUAGAGGACAAGCAGCCGCCUGUCCCUGUCGCAGGAUGAUGACUUCGCGGCCAGCAGUCCUGCGGGGCUGUCACAAAAUGUGUUUGACGCAGUGACGUGUGUUACCUUUGCCUUUUGUUGACAAUUGCAUUUUUCGCGCUCUCUGGUCUGGAUAUGUUGGAUUCCUUAGAUGUGGUGAACAAAGAUGAUAUAAUAGAAUGGAUUUAUUCCCUGCAGGUCCUUCCCACAGAAGACAGCUCAAACUUGAAUCGCUGUGGAUUCAGAGGCUCUUCAUAUUUAGGGAUGCCAUUCAAUCCCUCCAAGAUGGUGUCUGCAGUGAGCUCCCACUGCAGUAGCAAGAUGAAUUCGUCAUCUGUUUUAAUUGGAAUUAACCUCAGUGGCAAUCCAACCACCCGCUGAGCUUGAAGGGAAAAAAGGAAAACUUCUGC
Haliaeetus leucocephalus (bald eagle) is the source of this 2253-nucleotide messenger RNA. It is a transcript of the gene CCDC112, whose product is annotated as coiled-coil domain containing 112. The transcript has 13 exons. The coding region runs from base 1 to 1710 and encodes 569 amino acids. NCBI's taxonomy places the organism in Eukaryota, Metazoa, Chordata, Aves, Accipitriformes, Accipitridae. The record is from RefSeq and is a predicted model, not a curated record.